Molecule: messenger RNA, 2655 nt
Organism: Syngnathoides biaculeatus (alligator pipefish)
Lineage: Eukaryota; Metazoa; Chordata; Actinopteri; Syngnathiformes; Syngnathidae
Gene: pid1
Product: phosphotyrosine interaction domain containing 1
Exons: 3
Coding region: 183-860 (225 amino acids)
Biological process (GO): regulation of cell population proliferation; regulation of reactive oxygen species metabolic process; regulation of mitochondrial membrane potential
Cellular component (GO): cytoplasm
Source: RefSeq, a predicted model, not a curated record
GACGAGCGGCGACCGCCACCUGCUGGCCGGGGACGCAACCGCAGUCAGGCGGAGCAACACAUCGUUCGUUGGUCGCCGACUGGUCCAGGCUGAAGGAGGGCACACGGGCGAACAGAUGUGAACCGGACUACGACAAGACAACAAGCUGUCGACAAGACGGAGAGCCUUUCGUAACUGCUAAUAUGUGGCAACCAGCGUCCGAGCGACUGCAGCACUUUCAGAGCAUGCUGAAGACGAAGCUGAAUGUGCUGACGCUGAGAAAGGAACCGUUGCCCACGGUGAUCUUCCAUGAGCCCGAGGCCAUUGAACUUUGCUCCACCACACCGCUUACAAAGAACAAAACCCAUGCUGGAUACAAGGUGACCUACCUGGGCAAGGUUACCAUUUCUGGGACCAACUACUUGUCUGGCUGCACAGAGUCAGCAGUGGUCGGUCUGGUGGAGCAUCGUGCUCUCGCUCAGCAGCAGGGUUCAUGCCCCCCCGGCAGCUCUCUACUGGAGAUACGGCCCUUCCAGGUACGUCUCCACCACCUGGAUGGGCACAGCGAGGCCUCAGUAACCAUGGACACCUACCAGGUGGCACGGAUUGCAUAUUGCACAGCCGAUCACAGUAUCCGACCCAACGUGUUUGCUUGGAUCUACCGGGAAAUCAACGACGACUUGACCUUCCAGAUGGACUGCCACGCCGUGGAGUGUGAGAGCAAGCUAGAGGCUAAGAAGCUCGCGCACUCGAUGAUGGAGGCUUUCCGCAAGACUUUCCAUAGCAUGCGCUGCGACGGCCGCAUCAACAAGAGUGGCUCAUCGGAUGAGUUUGCUGAGGAUUCAUCUACUCCGGAAGACUCAACCCCAGACGAUGGUUGAACCGACGCUGAUCGAAACUCCUGAUCCCCAUUCUUACAAAACAAGGGGUGAAGGGAAGGACAGACAGAUUAGCUGCUAUCUCUCAUUCUCCCCUUUUACGUUCAUUCUGACCAUUAGCAGACGCUAAGAAUCAACUCCACUGCAAUAGUAAUACUUUAAAGAUUUAUUGUCCAAUGAAAAAGUUCUCUUUUAGAUCUUUAUGGGUGAAGUCAUUCUGACGAGAUUCUCCAGAUAUUUACAUUCCCAUUUCCUACAAGGGUCAGUCUUGCGCCCUGCAGAGGCACCUGUCUGUGGUCAUUAAAGCUUUUCUAUCUAUGGAACCACAAACUACAUUGCCUGAUCUUUGCGAAAGCCUAUUAUCACUAGGUAGGGACCAAGCAGAAAUAGGCCUUUGACUAUUUUGGUCCGCAGUUAAGAGUUUCUAAGACUGUUGGAGCACAUUGAUUCCAUGUGCUUCCAUGAUGACUAGAAAACUUUCAUCUUUGAUAAAAGCAAACAAGGGUGCACCUGAGUAUCAGCGUAUCAUCUUCAUGGUACCAUCUUCAGCACCCCCCCACCCCCCACAAACUACAGGUAUUUACUCAUAUGGUACUUAGGUAUGUCAGUACAUGUAAGAUGUCCAUAGAAAUGUAGGUAGAUGUUUCCCAUGUUCUGAUUAGGCUGAUAGCUGGAGCUUGUCUUUGACAUGUUAAUCAUUUAUGUCUGAUUUUUGUUUUGAACAUACCAAAAUUCAGGCUUACCAGUGCCUGUCAGAUUAUGUGCCUCAAUUUCAUCUGCAUUUGUGUUGUCUAGGACCUGAUUAGUACACGUGGCUGAAUGUGUUAGCGAUGAUUGUGUACAAUACACAAGUGCUUGUCGCCUGUGUAAAGUAGAAAAGGAUAGAUGCAAGAGUAAAAUUAAAAGGAAACCGUGUGAACAGUUUAAGUUGAGGACUUCCAACGGGCAGUCGAGCAAGGUACUGUGACCAGUUGUGGCCCUGUAUGUGUGUUACCAUGCCACCAUCAGGCCUUCAGAGAUAACGGCUCAGGUCUCGUGGCCUCUGAAUGUUUGAAGAGUCUAAAAGACUGAAUGCUUCCUCACACCACAGUCCCGUACAAGCUCGUCACGCCAUCAGAGACAGCUCUAAUAGAGUGAGAAAAGACAGAAAGCCCGUUUAAGGCUACCCACCUGCGGUACUGACAGGCAUCAGAGCUGGAUGCUACUCUUCUUUUGUUGGGACUGCAUUGAGCAGAAGAUUGGUGGAUUUGGUCCUCCCACCGUGGAUUUCAACAGAAUGAUAACAGAUUUGUUAUACUUGCACCCAAGCAGCCUGGAAACAGGAACUGGCUCAGGCAAGGCUCCCAAAAACGGUUGGGUGAAUCGAGGUUAACAUGCACAACACUCAGCCAUAUAUCAAAUUCUACAUACUGUACGACAUGCACAUGGCAGUGGGCUCACACUUAAUAAGCUCAUGUAAAUAAAAUGUAUAACUUUCCAAAUAUUACAGCAUAAAUGUUAUUUUAAAUAAAAAAAAAAAGCUGAGAAAUAUUGUACGAUAAAGAAACAGUUAUAAAGCCUACUGUGAAUCAUAAGAUGAGAGCCUGAUAUAAGAAGUGGUUUGUGUGUGUACGUCUGCGUGUGCGUGUUUGUGUGUGUUCGCCCGUGUUGGAUGGGGUUGAAUGUUUGGAAGAGAUCUAGAUUAGUCUUGUCUGUCUGAAAGCUCCAACUUGCUUUAAAUGUUUAAAAAAAAUGUUACCUAAGUGUUUUCUAUAGUGUCUGCAAAGAUCAAGAAACAGUUGCAUAUAAAGCAUUUACA